Messenger RNA from Melopsittacus undulatus (budgerigar), 3122 nucleotides. It is a transcript of the gene TACR1, whose product is annotated as tachykinin receptor 1. The record is from RefSeq and is a predicted model, not a curated record. Gene Ontology annotation, molecular function: substance P receptor activity. The transcript is spliced from 5 exons. Bases 451 to 1686 code for a protein of 411 amino acids. NCBI's taxonomy places the organism in Eukaryota, Metazoa, Chordata, Aves, Psittaciformes, Psittaculidae. Gene Ontology annotation, cellular component: plasma membrane; sperm midpiece. Gene Ontology annotation, biological process: positive regulation of flagellated sperm motility; G protein-coupled receptor signaling pathway.
GACCUGCACCUGACAGCAUCUGUGCACCCUGAUCCUGCUGCACCCCAAACCAGGAGGGAUCUGCAUCCGAGUGCAUCUGUGCACCCUGAUCCUGCUGCACCCCAAACCAGGAGGGAUCUGCACUUGACAGCAUCUGAUUACCCUGAUCCUUCUUCACCCCAAACCAGGAGGGAUCUGCAUCCGAGUGCAUCUGUGCACCCUGAUCCUGCUGCACCCCAAACCAGGAGGGAUCUGCACCCGACUGCAUCUGUGCACACUGAUCCUGCUGCACCCCAAACCAGGAGGGAUCUGCAUCUGAUUGCAUCUGUGCACCCUGAUCCUGCUGCACCCCAGACCAAGAGGGACCUGCACUUGACAGCAUCUGAUUACCCUGAUCCUUCUUCACCCCAAACCAAGAGGGCCCUGCACCCUGCAGCAUCCCUGUGCCUGUUGCGGCCGUGCUGUGGUGCGAUGGAUAACGCUCUGCCACUGGAAGAGGAGCUGAAGCACUUGGAGCUGCUCAAUGCCUCCCUGAACGAGUCCUUUGUGAACCAGUUCGUGCAGCCCCCGUGGCAAGUGGCCCUGUGGGCUGUUGCCUAUGCCCUCAUCGUGGUGGUGUCGGUGGUGGGGAACGUGGUGGUGAUGUGGAUCAUCCUGGCUCACAAGAGGAUGCGCACGGUCACCAACUACUUCUUGGUGAACCUGGCUUUUGCCGAAGCCUCCAUGUCUGCCUUCAACACCGUGGUGAACUUCACCUAUGCCAUCCACAAUGAGUGGUACUAUGGGCUGCUCUACUGCAAGUUCCACAACUUCUUCCCCAUCGCUGCUGUCUUUGCCAGCAUCUACUCCAUGACGGCCAUCGCCCUGGAUAGGUACAUGGCCAUCAUCCACCCACUGCAACCCAGGCUCUCAGCCACCGCCACCAAGGUGGUCAUUGGCAUCAUCUGGCUCCUGGCUUUCCUGUUGGCCUUCCCCCAGGGUUACUACUCGGUGAUGGAGGAGCUGCCGGGGCGGUUGGUGUGUCUGGUAGAGUGGCCAGAGCACAGCACCAACCUCUAUGGGAAAACGUACCACUUCUGCAUGACCAUCCUGAUCUACUUCUUGCCACUUCUGGUGAUAGGAUGUGCCUACACCGUGGUCGGUAUCACCCUUUGGGCGAGCGAGAUACCCGGUGACUCCUCUGACCGCUACCACGAGCAGGUCUCAGCCAAGCGGAAGGUAGUGAAGAUGAUGAUCAUUGUGGUAUGCACGUUCGCGCUGUGCUGGCUGCCCUACCACAUCUACUUCACCCUGCAGUAUUUCAACCCUGAGUGGUACCUGCAGAAGUUCAUCCAGCAGGUCUACCUGGCUAUCAUGUGGCUGGCCAUGAGCUCCACCAUGUACAACCCCAUCAUCUACUGCUGCCUCAACGAUAGGUUUCGUGUGGGGUUCAAGCACGCGUUCCGGUGGUGCCCAUUCAUCAGCGCCGGUGAGUACGAGGGCCUGGAGAUGAAGUCAGCCAGGUUCCUGCAGACACAGAGCAGCAUGUACAAGGUGAGCCGCAUCGAGACCACCGUGUCCUCGGCGGUCGGAGUGGCUGAAGAGGAGCUGGAGGAGAGCAGCAAAGCCAAGCGCCUCUCCAUAGACAUGACCUCCAAUGGUUCCUCCCGCAGCGACUCCAAAACAGUCUCUGAAAGCUUCAGCUUCUACUCCAACACCCUCACCUAAGCAGCUCCCCAGCUCCAUCAGCCACUCACAAGGAUGCUCCAGUGCUCAACCCACCCAGAGUCAUCACCCAGUUUGUGAUGUGCUGGCUGUUCUCUGUGCUGUUUUGCUGUCUCUUGCCAUGGCUAUCACUUGCCAUCCUUGGGAGAGCCCAAGAGCUUUGGAUUAGCUUCAUGUUCUCCACUGUGGCUCGUGUUCCAACACAAGGGAGGUUUGGCUGGCCUCUGCCUUGCUUGCUGUCCGUCCAACCACCGCAGGAUGCAGAACUGGGACAGAGCUGGGUUUUCAUCCUAAACCAUAAGUACAACACUGGCAGGUCUUUCCCUGCUCGCUGCAAGGCAGUAGGGAUCUCCCCAGGCAUCCCACCCACAGCAAAAUGAACCAGGCUUGCACUUUCCUCCUCCCACCUUUAAUUUCAUCCUCCCUGUUGAAUAAUAGGAGGGAUAUUCAAUUAAAUCCACCCCAAAAUGCUGUUUGCAGCUUCAGGAACCUGCACAUCCGCAGGACACCACUGCCCACUCGAUGCUUCAACUCGGAUCCAGGCACUUCUGCACAGGCUCAGCUCAUCUCCAGCAUCCACAUCCCUCUGCAUGAUGCUCUUCUGUUGCUGCUCCACACACAGAGCUCAUUGAAACAGGGCUCUCAAGAAGGAUUUCUGUCCUGAGCCAGACUUUGUUUGCCAUUAAUCAACCAUAUGUGCCAAAUGCAAUCACUGUGAUGUCCUCAAAGGCCCAAGGCGAUGGCUCUGGGAUUUUGGAGGUCUGUGGGGUUCUGAAGAAGAAAAGAGUGACCAUAUCAAAAUGCUUUUCACCAUCUGGAAAUGUCUAGAGCUGCAUAGAAAGGUAUGUGGAAGGACUCCAUCAGAAUCAGUUUUUGACAGUGAACAGGGUUUGGAGACAAGGAUUCUGCAGUUUUUCACUCAGAGGAGGUUGAAAUUAUUCACUUCCACUUCCUGGAUCUGGUUUGAAUCAGGAAAACUAUUUUUCUUCUCAUCCCCUUGUCUUUUGUAUUAAACAUUCCGUUUACGGUGUGUAUAUGGAUGUACCAAGUAUUUUAGCCAUGUUAUGAUGGAUAAUCUUCACUGGGGCUGUUCAUACAAAGAGCAAACAUACAAAUAGACAUUCCAAAGGAGUAAAUCAAAGGAGAAGUGGGCAAACUUGGCUUGUUGAGAACAAACCCACAAGUCUGGGGGCAAUUGGGGACAGUUGUAUUGACUGCUCCUGGCUGCUGGUCCAAUCUCUCACUUGUGGUGGAGAAAUGAGAUUCCUGGAAUGGAUCCACUGCAAGACAGAACACUGCAGAUUUGCAUAGGGCAAGGGAACUGCUCAUUCAUUUUCCAUCCGCUGAACAUCAGACCCUGCUGAGCACACAGUAACUCUGGAAGUGAAGCAGUGAUGACUUCUGAGCAUUGCAACUCUUCAGCCUCCAGCCUGGAAGAU